Aspergillus udagawae is the source of this 1443-nucleotide messenger RNA. RefSeq lists its product as uncharacterized. Gene Ontology annotation, molecular function: O-methyltransferase activity. The transcript is spliced from 6 exons. The record is from RefSeq and is a predicted model, not a curated record. The coding region runs from base 1 to 1443 and encodes 480 amino acids. Lineage: Eukaryota; Fungi; Ascomycota; Eurotiomycetes; Eurotiales; Aspergillaceae.
AUGUCCGCCCAGCGAACCAUUGCGGAUGCAGCUAGGCUCCUUGAGCUGUGCGACCUCAUCAGUCGCACGGCGAGGGUCAUCAUCGACCAAUGGGCAGCAGAAAUCCCCGCGGAAAGCACCAACAUCGCUUCGCCAGCUCUCUUCAAUGCGCAGAAGACGCUGCUAUCUGCUUCCGGUUUGCUGACAGAGCUGGUUUCCGACCCGUCAAGCCGUCUGCUCGAGGUCUCGUCCCAGUACAACGAGGCUCGCGCCUUGCAUAUUGUUGCUGAGCUUCGUGUUCCCGAUGUGAUCGCUAGGAAGGAGAGCCAGCAGGCGACCAUCGAGGAGCUUAGCGAGGCCACGGGUAUCGAGAAGCGGAAGUUGGGCCGAUUGAUGCGCUGUCUUUGCUCGAUCCAUAUCUUCCAGGAAGUGUCCCCGAACAUGUUUGCGAACAAUACGAUCUCAGCUGCGUUGGUGAAUAAUGAGCCUCUCCGUGCCUAUAUCAUUAUGUUCGCAUUGGAUAUAUACAGCGCGUCCGACUUCCUCCCCAAGACUCUUCUCGACGCGGAGAAAGGACCAUCCUAUGACGUGCGCAAGACGGCAUUUCAGGAUACAAUGGGGACGACGCAGACUCGCUGGGAGUGGUUUGAGGAGCAAGUUGCUGCUGGACAGCUAAAAGACUACCCGUCCGGAGGAUAUCCCGGACCAUGGGGUCCAACCUUGAACGACAAGAUCAAGGACAAGGCGCCGGACGAAUUGGUUACCCGCCCAGAGCAUGCCAAUUUUUGUCUGGCCAUGUUUGCUGGUGGGUUGGUCUUUGGAGGCGCUCAUCUUUACGAUUACCCCUGGAAAUCUCUUGGAAAGGCACAGAUUGUGGAUGUGGGAGGCGGUGUUGGUGGAUUCUGUAUUCAACUCUCCCGCCUUUACCCUGAGCUGAACUUUGUGGUACAAGACCGUGCCCCAGCCUUGAAGCAGGCGCAGUCCUCGGUUUGGCCCAAGGAGAACCCCCAGGCCCUCGCAGAAGGCCGUGUGUCGUUCAUGACGCACGACUUUUUCCACGAGAACCCCGUCAAGGGGGCUGAUGUCUACUGGCUCAGGUACAUCAUGCACGACUGGUCGGACGACUACUGUGUUCAAAUCCUCUCGGCUAUCCGUGAAAGCAUGGGCCCGCGAUCUAGAAUCCUGAUCUGCGACCAAGUGAUGAACACCACCCUAGGCUGCAAGGAGAUUGAGUCCGCCCCUAAGCCACUCCCUGCAAACUACGGCUAUUUCACCCGUUACAGCCAUCAGCGUGAUGUGGCCAUGAUGGCGCUGAUUAACGGUAUUGAACGUACUCCUGAAGAAUUCAAGGACAUUGCUGGGCGGGCGGGAUUGGUUCUCCGAAAGAUCUACGACUGCCGGAGCCAGGUUGGGUUGGUGGAGUGUGUGUUGCCUGGUUCGCCGUUGUUGAAUGAGGGGCUAUAG